GACUACAGGGGGCAGUAUGACGCACACAACCGUUUAAACUACCUAAACUACAGCGAAGAAGGCUGGAGGGAGAAGAAGAAGAAAAGGAAAAGAAGGACGAGAGGAGCAAACAGUAACUGCUCCUGUGCAGGUUAAAUUAACAACAUCUAAGAGAAACCCCGUGCUAGUGGACCAUGCUGCGGGCCUGUCUGAGAGGAGCUAAUGCUACAGCCCGGAAGAACUGCAGGAGAACCCCUCUAACCAAUCUGCAGCACUGCCGGCACUACACGGCAGGAGAGAGCAGUGGUGCUGCUGCUAAAGUGGUAGCUGCUGGCUUGGUGACAGUAGGCGGUGGCGUCGGAGGUACAAUAAUCUACGCCAAAUGGGACCACAAGUUCAGAUCCGCUGUGGAGAAAAAUGUUCCAUACUCAGACUGGCUGCUGGGUCUGGCUUUGGGACCCGCUUCUCAAGAUGGCAUCAAGAAACAGAUGGAGUUGGCCCAGCCUCCCUCUAUGAUGGACAAACCGAUGAAGAAAGGGAAGUCAGUGAAGGAGGCAGCAGAAAGUCCAGCCAAAGAGCCUGUCCCAACACAGCCUGCACUGAGCAUAGAGGAGGCUUCAGCAGAGGCCACUCACAUCAUCUCAGCCAUCAGUGAGAUCUCAUCAGUCCCUGCUCCGCUUGACACCGAGGGAGUAGCAGUCAAAGAGUGCAAAGAGUGCCAUGACCAUAAGGAUACCCUGGAGACAGCAGCAGUUCACCCUGACACAGAGUCACCCGUAGCAACAGAACCACUGAAAGAGCGACCAGUAGAAGAAGUGACAGCUAGACUGGCUCAGCAAGACCAAAAGGACCUGGACACCCUGGCAUCUGUAUCAGUCAGUCUUGAAGACUCACUGGCCAGCUCGGCUAAAGCUACCCUGCAGGCCAUCGGAGCUCAGGAGGCGGCCCUGCAGGCUAUCGCACGGCACACACACAAACUGAAGGAGGCUAUGGAAGCAGAGGUCCCACCUCAGGAGAAGUCAGCCCAGUGGAAGGAACUAGAAGCUGCUCUGGCUGAUAGAACCGGAGCUGUGAAUGAUGCUCAGACUGCUCUGUUGAAUGCCAAUGAAGCCUUGGACAGUCUCAAGUCAGAGAUUGACAAGUCUAAAGGACUGAAGGUUGUUGCUGUUCGCCCACUGGUUUUGGCAGCAGAGGAGAAUCUCCAUAACAUGGUGGUGGACUUGGACAAAGUGGUCACUAAGGUGCAGUCUGCAGAGUCAGAGUCUAAGAUCGUCUCCCAGUACAGUGACCUAGUUAAUGAAGCCAAACUACAGUUCCAGAGGGAAGUUAGCAGCCUUACUCCAGACAUCCAGGCCAACUGGAAGGGGCUCACUGGUAAACUGUCAUCGGAUGACCUGAACGCCCUGAUCGCCCACGCACACCGUCGCAUCGACCAGCUGAAUCGAGAGCUGGCCGAGCAGAGAGUCAGAGAGCAGAUUCACAUCGAUGCGUCGCUGGAGCAGCAGAAGCUGGAGGACCAGAAAGCCCUGGAGAAAGCUGUUACCACCGCCCUGCUGCACGUCAAGGAGGAGGCCCGGCUGGAGCAGGAGAGGAAGAUGUCUGAAUUAAGGGAAGUGAUGGAGGCAGAGAUGAGGACUCAGCUCCGGCGUCAGGCAGCUGCUCACACAGACCAUGUCCAAGAUGUCCUCAAAGUCCAGGAGCAGGAGCUGAGAAGCGAUGCUGAGCAGGUCCUGAGCAGUAAGCUGCUGGAACAGGACACCGUCCACCGUCAGCUGAGCCAGGAACAGCUGGAUAACUUCACUCUGGAUAUGAACACCGCCUAUGCAAGACUGAAGGGGAUGGAGGAGGCCAUCGACAGCCAUGUGGUAGCAGAGGACGAGGCCCGUAAAGCUCACCAGCUCUGGCUCUCCGUGGAGGCUCUCAACUACACUCUAAAGACAUCCGACGCCGACGCCCCCACCAUGCCUCUAGAGGGCGCCGCUCAGGCCGUGCGAGACAGCUGCCACGACAAUGACUUUGCCUUGGCUCUGGCGGCGGCCCUUCCGGAAGAAUCCCUGCAGCGCGGCGUGUACAGCGAGGCCUCUCUCCGCGCCCGCUUUAACGCCAUGCGAUCGCUGGCUCGCCGGGUCGCCCUCGUCGACGAAACUCACAACUCCUUGUACCAGUACUUCCUGUCCUACCUUCAAGCUGCGCUGCUGUUUGAGAAUAAACAGGAAGUCCCGCCCGCCCAGCUGAGCGGUGAGGAUUUAGACCCGUUCAAGCUUCUGUCAUACGCUAGCUACUGCUUAGAGCACGGGGAUCUGGAGUUAGCAGCUAAACUGGUGAACCAGUUGAGAGGAGAGGCCAGGAGAGUGGUGGAGGACUGGCUGACUGAAGCCAGACUCACACUGGAAACUAGGCAGGUUAUCAGUUUGCUGUCUGCUUAUGCAAACGCUGUGGGGUUAGGAACCACCCAGGCUCCGUAGGUCGCCACGCUCAUCUAAUGUGGCGACCCUUAAAGGAACAAUCCACUGAAAAUCCCUCUUUUGAGUAUCAAGUAGGGCUGACCCGAAUGCUUCGGAGCUUCAACCAUUGCCAUGGUAAUCGACCUCCAAAUCAGUAUUCCAAUGCUUUGUUUUUUGUAUAAAUCCCCAAAAAG
This is a messenger RNA of Sebastes umbrosus (honeycomb rockfish), 2617 nucleotides long. It is a transcript of the gene immt, whose product is annotated as inner membrane protein, mitochondrial (mitofilin). The transcript has 14 exons. Bases 174 to 2444 code for a protein of 756 amino acids. Gene Ontology annotation, cellular component: MICOS complex. The record is from RefSeq and is a predicted model, not a curated record. NCBI's taxonomy places the organism in Eukaryota, Metazoa, Chordata, Actinopteri, Perciformes, Sebastidae. Gene Ontology annotation, biological process: cristae formation.